CGGGUCUAGUCGGGACCACUGCCACACCUAAAUUGAAUACUCAAGCAAGACGAGGCGGAGUCAGCAGCUCGUUUGCCACAGCCGGAUGUUAGAACGCAACAUUGUUGCAGAUCAGUGGCCGCAAGAGAGAGAGUGAGAGUUUGAAAUGGAGAAUGGGCAGCGUGAAGAGGAGGGUGAACACAGGGUUGAAGCAUGGUUUUCUGUACCGGAUCUUCGCAUGCGUGACCAUACAUUCAGAGUACCUCUUGAUUACACUGCCAUUUCUCUAACCUCCAAAAUUUCCAUCUUUGUCCGAGAAGUAGUUGCUGUUGGGAAGGAAGAACAAGAACUACCUUAUCUCCUAUACCUACAAGGUGGACCGGGCUUUGAAAGUCCACGACCAACUGAAGCUAGUGGAUGGUUAAAGAGAGCAUGUGAAGAGUUUUGUGUUAUUUUACUUGAUCAGAGAGGGACAGGCUUAUCAACUCCUUUGACUGUAUCAUCUCUUUCUCAAAUAACCUCUCCUGAGGAGCAGGUGGACUACUUGAGGCAUUUCCGUGCAGACAAUAUAGUGAAUGAUGCAGAGUUUGUUCGUGUACAUCUUGUCCCAAAAGCUGAACCUUGGACAGUACUAGGGCAGAGCUAUGGAGGUUUCUGUGCAGUUACCUAUUUGAGUUUCGCUCCGCAUGGCCUAAAGUCUGUUCUUUUAACUGGUGGACUGCCCCCUAUCGGAAAUGAAUGCACUGCUGAUACCGUAUAUAGAGCUUGCUUUGAACAGAUUCGGCAGCAGAAUGAGAAAUACUAUAAGAGAUUCCCUCAAGACAUUGAAAUUGUUCGUGAAGUUGUAAAGUACUUGGCAGAUUGUGAAGGAUGUGGGGUGCCACUUCCAUCUGGGGGCAAAUUAACCUGUAGGGGAUUGCAACUUCUUGGCCUUUCAGGCUUGGGGUCUAGUACUGGUUUCGAACGCCUGCACUACCUGUUUGAAAGGGUGUGGGAUCCUACUUUAGUGCCAGGAGCAAAAAAGCAUAUCAGCUACUACUUCUUGAAGAGUUAUGAGAAAUGGCUGGCAUUCGAUACAAAUCCCCUCUAUGCUCUAUUGCAUGAAUCCAUAUAUUGCCAAGGUGCUUCAUCACGAUGGUCUGCUCAUAGAAUAACAGCCGAAUUUGAAGAUGCAUUUGAUGCAGUCAUGUCAGCUAAUGGUAUCCGUCCUGUGUUCUUCUUGGGAGAGAUGAUAUUUCCAUGGAUGUUUGAUGAGAUAUAUGCCCUAAACCAUUUCAAAAAGGCUGCUCAUCUAUUGGCCGUGAAGGAAGAUUGGCCUCCACUAUAUGAUGUCCCUCAAUUGAAUAAUAAUCAGGUGCCAGUUGCAGCUGCGGUAUACUAUGAAGACAUGUACGUAAACUUUAAACUUUCUGUUGAAACUGCCAAACAAAUUGCAGGCAUCAGGUUAUGGGUAACCAAUGAAUACAUGCAUUCUGGAUUACGUGAUGGGCAAGGUCGUGUUCUGGAUCAUUUGUUGGGGUUGUUGAAGGGAAAUAAGCCCUUGUUUUGACUGCAUCAGUCGCCCCCUUGUUUUACUUUCACGGUACAUUUUUUACUUUCCUUUUGUUUUUGUAUUUUUGUUUUUGUUAGGUAGUUUGGUAGUAGGAAUUGAACUUGAGAUUUAGCAUUGCUAAAGUGCACAGCCAACCACUUAAGCCCAAGCCCAAUUCCCUUUAAAGUAGGUUGGUUUUUUUUGGGUUUUCUUUGGGGACGAUGUUCAAAGGCUUGAAACCUUGACCUCAUUCGCCCAAACUGAUAUGUCUACCACCAAGCUAAACCUCAAGGGACGUCAUUGUAGGUUGUUAUUCUUAUAACUUUUCUUUGAGUUUUCGUAUUAUUAAUAAAUUGCAGUGUGUUCACGUGUCA
Messenger RNA from Amborella trichopoda, 1884 nucleotides. Its product is annotated as alpha/beta-Hydrolases superfamily protein. Gene Ontology annotation, molecular function: peptidase activity. NCBI's taxonomy places the organism in Eukaryota, Viridiplantae, Streptophyta, Magnoliopsida, Amborellales, Amborellaceae. Gene Ontology annotation, biological process: proteolysis. The record is from RefSeq and is a predicted model, not a curated record.